Messenger RNA from Acanthosepion pharaonis, 1248 nucleotides. Lineage: Eukaryota; Metazoa; Mollusca; Cephalopoda; Sepiida; Sepiidae. The record is from the annotation of a GenBank genome assembly.
AUGCUAGCGCGCAUUCACGCACGCGCGCAUGAUUUGGCAAGCGCAAGGCUUGGCCGUAAACGGGGUCAAGCUGCCUGCUGCAUAUGCAGCUUGGCUCUAACGCACGUGAUGCCGGCGAUGAGAAUGCAAGGAUUAGCUGCAAUGAAGCGUUUGCUCGUUUGGUUUGUGCGACAACGAAAAGCCGCUAACCGUUUGCCGGCAUUAGCUUUUUUGAAUGGAUUGGGAGGAAGCCCUGCUGUUUUAGCGCAAAAACUCCUCGUCAGGUCUGGGAUGCGGCCUGGGCUAGGGGAAAAGGUUGUGAUGUUUAUCAAAGCGUCUCGAGAGACGCACUCAGGGGAACUGGUGCUCAUAAUCCGACCUAAUGUUUAUGUUAGUGAGGAUAGUACUGAGGAACCAGACUUGAUGUAUAUACCUGAAACUCAUCAAAUCACAAGUACAAUGUCUGGGGCCAACACUCUCCAGGCUUCCAUGAUGUUACUACAGGAAAGCCUGGAGAGUGGGGCAGCCAUGGCACAGUUUGAGCAACUUUACAGGAAAAAACAUGGUUUAACAAUGAAUGCUGCCCGAUUACCUGCCAAUAUCCCCAAAAAUAGAUAUAGAGAUGUGUCACCUUAUGACCAGACCCGAGUGAUAUUGAAAGGCAGUCAAAAUGGAGAUUACAUAAAUGCUAAUUUUGUAAAUAUGGAAAUCCCUGGUUCAGGGAUUAUUAACCGGUAUAUUGCUGCCCAGGGUCCACUUCCCAACACCUGUGCUGAUUUUUGGCAGAUGGUGUGGGAACAGCACUGUACUUUGGUAGUUAUGCUUACCACCAAAGUUGAACGAGGACGGGUAAAAUGCCACCAGUACUGGCCUGACUUAUAUGAAACAACUGACUUUGGUACAAAUCAAGAACGGCAUAUUAAACAUAUGCAGUACAUUGCCUGGCCAGAUCAUGGAGUACCUGAUGAUCCUGCUGACUUUUUAGAUUUUGUCAUCAGGGUGCGUAAGAACCGAAUAGGAAUGGUGGAGCCAACUGUGGUCCAUUGCAGUGCUGGUAUUGGUCGAACAGGUGUGCUAAUCACUAUGGAGACAGCAAUGUGUUUGGUAGAAGCCAAUCAAACAGUAUUCCCACUGGCAAUAGUUCGACAGAUGAGAGACCAGAGGGCAAUGCUAAUACAGACAGCUAGUCAAUACAAAUUUGUCUGUGAAGCUAUUUUGCGGGUAUACCAUGAGACAAUAGUGCGUCCCCUUGAUGACUAUCAACGAUGA